UGGAUGUCAUGUGUCAUGGCGUUUGUGUUGUGUACGAUUCGCGCAUUGGAAUGUAAACAAUGACGUACUUAUGGCUGUCAGGUAUACUCAGCUGAUUUUUCGUAACAAAGAAAAUUCGACCGAGCAUGGAAUUUGCCGUCAAAACGAAACGGCACGGGAAGCAGAGAAGGAAGCGACGCCUGAAGAAACGGAUGCGCGAGCGGAUCAAGUGUGAGGUUAGGGUUAGGUCCGAAAGGCAUUGGAAGGUCUUCCCCGAGUAUGUCACCGACGCACGCGAGACGCUAGCGACGGGCACGAUGCAGGCCGACGCUUUCUGGAAGAAUUACGCGGUGGCCCAGGAAUGGCAGAAACGACACAGCAUAACCUGGUGGAGAUCGCGUUGCGUCGCCCUCGAGCACGAGAACAAACUGCUGCGCGACCGAGUGAGACUCUUAGCUCGGCAUCGCGGCUAUCGUGACACUCGGCAAGACGGUUAUCACGCGGAGGGUAACGGCGAGAACAACAAUGACGACGACACGCGGGACGAGAACCACGCGGAACUCGGAACGGAUAAUGAGGACCUGGAGUUCAAUGUGACCGAGGACAUGUUGAACUUCUUUGAGACGAGCGAGAGGCAUAAGCGAGAGAUGCGGCAACAGGACGGAUUUGACAGGGCCGCGCACGAGGAGAAUUCGGAGGAAACGCCCUUCGUCGGCGCCGCCGAGAAGGCCCGGGUGAGAAACAAGGAGGCAGAGCUGCUGUACGGCGACGCCGGAUCCAAGAUAUUGGCGAUGGAAACCGCUCUGCAGAGUACGGUGGAGCGAUACGAAGAUACAGCGAAUCCACAAUACUGGCCCAACAUUCCUCUCAAACCUUAGGACAACUUAUUUAAUCUAGUGCGCUCUGACAGUUAAUGUUUGCUAAGAAUAUUUUGAAAAUAAACUUCCAAACUCUUUUAUAUAAAUCGUAA
Temnothorax curvispinosus is the source of this 949-nucleotide messenger RNA. Its product is annotated as gem-associated protein 8-like. Gene Ontology annotation, biological process: spliceosomal snRNP assembly. Bases 126 to 857 code for a protein of 243 amino acids. The transcript is spliced from 2 exons. The record is from RefSeq and is a predicted model, not a curated record. Gene Ontology annotation, cellular component: SMN complex. Lineage: Eukaryota; Metazoa; Arthropoda; Insecta; Hymenoptera; Formicidae.